This is a messenger RNA of Gracilinanus agilis (Agile Gracile Mouse Opossum), 1161 nucleotides long. It is a transcript of the gene MCIDAS, whose product is annotated as multiciliate differentiation and DNA synthesis associated cell cycle protein. Lineage: Eukaryota; Metazoa; Chordata; Mammalia; Didelphimorphia; Didelphidae. The record is from RefSeq and is a predicted model, not a curated record. The transcript has 7 exons. Gene Ontology annotation, cellular component: nucleus. Gene Ontology annotation, biological process: negative regulation of DNA replication; negative regulation of cell cycle. The coding region runs from base 1 to 1161 and encodes 386 amino acids.
AUGCAGAACUGCGGAGGCGGCCCCGUCAGGAGUAUUGGGGGCAUCGGGGGCCGUAGAGCCUUCGACAGUAUCUGUCCCAAUAGGAUGCUGGAUCUGUCCAGCCGGCAGCUCAGGAAACCGGGGAAGUUGGAGAAGAAGUUCGCGCCCCCGCGGAAGUUCUUUGGGAGUAGCAGCCCCAUCUCUGUUUACACUGACCCCCCGGAGGCGGAGCUGGCAGGUUUGCCAGCCCUGACUACAAUUGACUGGCAGGAUUUCGCGGACUGUUCCUCACUACUCCACCAGGGGAGCUCCCCGAGUUGUGAUGCUGCGGUUUCACAGAACCCCUGUCCACAAACAGAAACAGAAUUUGAUCUGCAGGAUUUCAGGGAUGCAGUGGAUAACCUCAUAUCAGACCCAUCAUCUUUGAUGUCAUCUUCCAUGGGUCCUGAGGACUUUUCCUUCCCUUCCUGUGAUGCUUCACCCUUUGGUUCCUGCAUUUCUCCCCAACCGGAGCACCCUAUGCCUCCUGUGAGCAUUCAGGGUGUUCCUCAUCCUGAACAGUACUGGAAGGAAGUGGCCGACCAGAACCAGAAAGCCCUGGGAGAUGCCUUGGUAGAAAAUAAUCAACUGCACGUGACACUGACCCAGAAGCAGGAGGAGAUUGCAUCCUUGAAAGAAAGGAACAUUCAGUUGAAGGAGCUGGCCAGCCGGACUCGGCACCUGGCUUCUGUCCUUGAUAAGCUGAUGAUCACCCAGGCCCAGGAUUGUCGAGCUGCCCCGGAACCCUUCCUGCUCAAAGCGUCAGCCAAGAGGAGCCUGGAGGAGUUGCUCACCGCCAGCGGCCAGGAUGGCGCGGAAGUGGACGCGAUACUGCGAGAGAUCUCGGAGCAGUGCGACGUGGCUCUGCAGAGCCGGGACACUAAGCGGCCCAGGCUGCAGCCGGAAGCCCCGGACACAGACUGUACCUCGGCGGUGGCCCUGCACGGAGCCUUCCGCGGUCUGCAGGCAGACUGCAGGCAGAGAUCCCUGAACUUGAGUCAUAGCGAGCUGGAAGACGGCGGCUCUUUCAGCACCCCUAUUCGCGACCACUGCACCAUCCGUACUCUGGCGUUCCCCCAGGGCAAUGCCUUUACUAUUCGGACCGCCAGCGGGGGCUACAAAUUCCGCUGGGUUCCUAGCUGA